AUCGCGUGCAGUUAGUGUUGCAAACUGUCAACUAGACGUUUAUUUAUUUGCAUAGUUUAUAAGGUAUUUUUGCAAUGGAACCAAAAACUCACAAAUAUUUCAGUAUUCCUGCUAAGUACAGCGGCAGCACCGUCGAAGACUUGGAGUUAAGCAUACAGAAAUAUGGUGACAAUGUUGUCCGCAUGCAGUUGCUUAAUCGAGUACAUAAAAAACAAUGCGGAACACAGCUAAAACGAUUUUUAUUGCUAGCCGGCUUGGCGUCUCUUUACUAUGGCUGCAUUUUGGCAGUGAGUGAGAAAAAUGCCAAAAUCCACCAAGCUCACAUUCUGUAUCCGGCUCUGUUGUGGUUAGUGCUGGCCUUCAAAAUAGUACGCACCACUCUCGACUUGGUACAUUCCGAAAAGAUCUUUUAUAGCUGGGAUAUGGCAUUGCAAACUGAAACAGUUCGAACUUUUGGUCGCAAAUCUGUAUUUUGCGUGCAACGGGGUCAUCUACAUGACAUUGUGCUUAAUGAAGUCAUCGAGAAUCUGGAUAUUAAAUACAUGUUAAUACUGCGCACCAAGGGCAGCAUGUUCAACCAGCGUCCCAUUAUUCCACUUUUUAAUAGUCUGUCGCCUUCAUUCGAGUGUCUGAAGCAGAUUCAUCGUAUUCUACAUGGCUAUUGGCUUAAUAAUAACUUAAAUAAAGCGAAGAAAGACUCCAGAGCCUAGAGCACGGAGCUGUUCAUCACAUCCACAAUAUCGAUCAUUUUCUC
Drosophila albomicans is the source of this 754-nucleotide messenger RNA. RefSeq lists its product as uncharacterized. The transcript has 3 exons. The record is from RefSeq and is a predicted model, not a curated record. Lineage: Eukaryota; Metazoa; Arthropoda; Insecta; Diptera; Drosophilidae. Gene Ontology annotation, biological process: GPI anchor biosynthetic process. Bases 75 to 710 code for a protein of 211 amino acids. Gene Ontology annotation, cellular component: glycosylphosphatidylinositol-N-acetylglucosaminyltransferase (GPI-GnT) complex.